Molecule: messenger RNA, 1481 nt
Organism: Paramisgurnus dabryanus
Lineage: Eukaryota; Metazoa; Chordata; Actinopteri; Cypriniformes; Cobitidae
Gene: fgf10b
Product: fibroblast growth factor 10b
Molecular function (GO): growth factor activity
Source: RefSeq, a predicted model, not a curated record
UCCCAGUCCAUUAUCAAAAAGUUUCAGAUAACAGUCAUUCACAAAAGCCCUAUCAGACGUACGCUGUACCUACAGACCACAGACAGAGGGAAUUCUGGGGGGGACGCAGCGAGGAGGGGCGAAAACUGUGUGUGAGAAUGGAGGAAGGGACUACGAAUGACAGACAGGAUUAGGGAGGAGUGAGAAAUGCGGAGAGAAACAGAACAACUAUGACCUUACCAGAGAUCACAUCAGGAGAAACCAAACCAGGAACCGGAUCAUUUUGACAUUCACCUAUGGACUAUUUCAACAGUUUUCCCUGGAAAUACAAGAGGAAUACAACUACAAUGAUUACAUUUCCCUUUUGGGAUUAAUAAGGUUCCUAUCUGUCUAAUGAGAAGUUCACAGACUUUUAUUUUCACCAAAUUCAGGUUCUCUAGUGAAUGACAGAAUCAAAUUUGGAGAUCUUUUGGGAGGGCAUCCAUGCACAUUUCAUAAGCAGCAUGUCCCAUGAGGAAUACCAUGAGAUGGACAGUGAGUAACGGUGUGUCUGGAUGCUGGACGGGGUGUGUUGUCUAUCUUCUGGCUGUUUUCGUGAUCCUCUCGUCCAGUGUCAACUGUCAUCGCGGCUCAUGGCGGGCGCACCGGGUCGCCAACUCCACCACCUCUGGGAGGCACGCGCGCAGCUACGUUCACCUGCAGGGCGACGUACGCCAGAGGAAACUUUACUCCUUCCAGAAGUUCUUCCUUAGGAUUGGGAAAGACGGGAGAGUCAACGGCACCAAGAGCAAAGACGAUCCUUACAAUAUUCUGGAAAUCACUUCUGUGGAUGUUGGGAUUGUCGCCAUCCGAGGUCUGGGCAGUAACCUCUACCUGGCUAUCAGUAAGAAGGGAGAGUUGUAUGGGUCGAGAAACUACGGCAUAAACUGCCGUCUGAAGGAGCGAAUCGAGGAGAACGGGUAUAACACGUAUGCAUCUGCUGAAUGGAGGAACAAGAAACGUCAAAUGUUCGUGGGCCUGAACGCUCAUGGACGACCUCUCCGCGGGAGAAAAACUCGCAGGAGAAACACAGCCACACACUUCUUACCCAUAGUGGUGUGACUAUCAAAAUGCCGAUGAGACCGAGGGAGAUGAAAAUGAGAUUGAGAUAAAGACUUUGCCUCCCUGUAGUGUCUGUGCUCAUUUAAGAUGUUCAGUGUUUGUUUGCACCUGUACUCUUCGGCUGCUGGCACUAGACACUAUAUUCUCAUACAACUUAGUAUUGAGUGGUAGACAUGCGAGCAGAGCUGGUGAAUGAAGUGGAUUUUCAUUCCUUUGUCAAGCAAGCCGAUCAUCUAAAGUUAUGGAUUAUAUGUGGAGGAAUUUUCUUCAAGCUCUUAAAAAUACGAUCACAUUUCUUAAAAGGUCUGUUUACUUUUAUUUUUAAUGGACUGAACAGAGAACUGGGAAUAAACAGUAUGGAAAUAUAUAUAUAUAUACAUAUGAGAAUUUGUUUGUUGUUU